AUCACAACAAAUGACUGCUUGCGCUCUUCAAUAUUAUUCCUUCGCUCCUCUUCUCACGAUAGCAAUUCGGUUCCCAUCAAAUUUGUCUUUUUUCAAAUGCGCUAGUUCAUGAAUGCGCUAGCAUCACGUCGCAACCCCUCCUUCUCAACUCGGGUGAUGUCGCAAAUGAAACGCCAGUCCAACAUACUGGGUCUUCUGCGAGAUUCUGAUACUGAUGAAAUAUCGGAUUCUCUCAUGAGCUUCGACUUGGUUCCCGCUGCCACUCAACCAAAAAUGCCUACGCCCAAGAAGAUGCGCGGGAGACCUGCAGCGAACAAGGUGACGAAGCCGGCGCAAGCUCCAUCUGGUCGUACGAGUAAGAGGGCAACCGCAAUCGCGGAAACUGCUGCGCGAGAAGCCUUGUUAGAGAAAAGCACAAACCAUAUCGCCCAGAGGACUACGAGAGGCAAAUCCGCACAAGGAGACAUAUCCGUCCACGCUUCAGUGUGCGACACCACGAUUACGGAGAACAAGCCUAUGCUUGGUCGGCCAAGAGGUCGUCCCCCAAAGGUAAAGAAUGCCUCCACCUUGAAAAUGGAUUCAAGCCUGGCAAAAGAUCCGUUGGCGCUUGCGCGAGGCCCCAUGGCCGUUAUGGAUGCGCCGCUUCCUCAGCUGGCAGAGAUACCUGAGACGCAACAUAUGGCCACCAUGGCUGUUGAUGAUGUUGGAAACAAAGCGGAGGAGAAGAUCGAGAGCCCAUUGAUGGACCAGUCUCCCGAACAACCUCCACUGUCCCCGGCGCGAUAUUCCUUGAGGGCCCUCUCUUUGAGCCCUCGCAAGCAGUAUCCCUCUUCUCCCAGUCGCGAGGCAAGCUCCGCACAACUGCGACGCUGCAUAGGCGAUCUCAACAACAAAUGUGACAGUUUGGAGACCAAGUACCGCGAUCUUCGGGAGCUUGCCGUCAAGGAAGCGGAGCGCAAUUUCGAUCGUCUACAAAAGCAGAGCGAGGAGCGCGCAAGAGUCGCUAGUGCUCUCAUAUCCAGUUUGCAAGCGGACCUUGAAAUACAACGAGGGCUUGCGAGAGAGGGUCGGAUUCAUAAGACCCGCCUGGACCAGUCAGAGGAAAGAGUAGUAGAGUUGAGCGCCUCGCUGGCCGAAGCUCGGAAAGAAAUCAAGAAUCUGUCUGCAAAAUUAUCCGCAAGCAGGGCGGUUGAUGCAUCGACUGCCAGAGUUCCGGGCGGUGGCACAAAGGGCAACCACUCUUCAGCUGCGCUUGUCGUUGGUCCAGAUCUUGUUCAAGCAGCACAAAUGAAAGACGACCUUUAUGCUGACUUGACGGGCCUCAUUGUGAGGAACGUCCGACGCGAGCCGAUCGAGGAUGUCUUUGACUGUCUUCAGACUGGAAGGAACGGCACUCUUCAUUUCAAGUUAUGUGUCCAAAACGAGGUCGCCAGCGAAAGCUAUGAGGAAGCACAAUUCACGUACAUGCCUCAACUUGACGAGAGCCGCGAUCGAGAGCUUAUCGAUCUCCUUCCCGAGUUCCUGACGGAUGAGAUUACCUUUCCCCGCCCUCAAGCAGCAAAGUUCUACUCUCGAGUCUCUAAAUCAUUAAUGGAACCUCCCGAGUAGGGUGCUGGCAGUCAAAAUCGAUAGAAUAGUGAGGGAGGAAUAGGGUGACUGGAAGAAGUUGGUUGACAUCGGAGUCUGGUUGAUACCCCUUAAGAAUUAUCUUUCUGUACCUUAGUCUACCACGUUGCGUGUGGUGCCUUUUAUAUGAAUGAAUAUGGCCUUGGCCAAAGGCCAUACCUUACGC
Verticillium dahliae VdLs.17 is the source of this 1792-nucleotide messenger RNA. RefSeq lists its product as uncharacterized. NCBI's taxonomy places the organism in Eukaryota, Fungi, Ascomycota, Sordariomycetes, Glomerellales, Plectosphaerellaceae. Gene Ontology annotation, biological process: meiotic sister chromatid segregation; homologous chromosome segregation; attachment of mitotic spindle microtubules to kinetochore. The record is from RefSeq and is a predicted model, not a curated record. The coding region runs from base 109 to 1608 and encodes 499 amino acids. Gene Ontology annotation, cellular component: mitotic spindle; monopolin complex; nucleolus. The transcript is spliced from 4 exons. Gene Ontology annotation, molecular function: microtubule site clamp; protein binding.